Misgurnus anguillicaudatus (oriental weatherfish) is the source of this 3755-nucleotide messenger RNA. RefSeq names its product LSM14A mRNA processing body assembly factor a (gene lsm14aa). Gene Ontology annotation, molecular function: mRNA binding. Gene Ontology annotation, biological process: cytoplasmic stress granule assembly; P-body assembly. Lineage: Eukaryota; Metazoa; Chordata; Actinopteri; Cypriniformes; Cobitidae. The record is from RefSeq and is a predicted model, not a curated record. Gene Ontology annotation, cellular component: P-body.
GUCACUUCCGCCCAAUUGCAUGAAAAUGCAGGCGGCCAUAUUACUUUAGCAAACACUCAGUAGAAGCAGUUUGUUUACGCUGUGAAGUGCACGCGUUUAUUUACUCAAACUCUCUCGGUGUAACUCGUAGGUAUACUCGUGAGGAUGAGUGGUGGCACGCCGUAUAUCGGCAGUAAGAUCAGUUUGAUCAGUAAGGCGGAGAUCCGUUAUGAGGGGAUUCUUUACACUAUCGACACAGAGAACUCCACCGUCGCCCUUGCCAAAGUGCGCUCCUUUGGCACCGAGGAUCGCCCCACAGACAGGCCCAUCGCACCCAGGGACGAGAUUUUUGAGUACAUUAUUUUCAGGGGAAGUGACAUCAAAGAUCUGACGGUGUGUGAACCUCCCAAACCAACAUGCUCUCUGCCUCAGGACCCUGCAAUCGUUCAGUCGUCUUUGUCAUCUUCCACUGCACCUCCAUCAUCCUUCCAGUCUGGAAACGCUUAUGGACUCUUCAGUCACACACCAGUCGCCACCUACAGUCAGUUUAACGCCAGCCCAUUAGUCUCACCACAGUUUGGGACUGUAGGAGUCGGAAGUUCAUUGGGAUUGUUUGGUAGUGACAUGGGCAUAACGGCAGCGCUGUCUCAGAGCACUGCUAUUGCCUCUGCUUUCAACAAUGAGAUGCUAUGUCCAUUCGAAAAGGAAGGUCGCAGCAGUCCAGCACUUGACCCCCUGCGAAAGACCUCUCCAGUUGAACCUACCGCCCCAUCAGCCCCCGCAGCCACCACCUCUACCCCCACACCAGCGGCCCGCAAGAGCCCUGUGACGACUCGCCCCGCUUCCACCAGCACCCAAAAACCCGUGGACCUCUUGGAUCAAAGGAGGAGUGAGAAUUACAGCACUGAUGGCUCGAAACCAAGUGUUCAAGAGUCCAGUCAGUCCAGAGGAGGAAACAGAGAAGCGUCUAAACGGCCUGCAGUCACCGGUCCUCCCGCUGCUCGGCGUGGUCAUGGUGGAGGUCACCGCGGUAGAGGACGUUUCCCUGUCAGGAGAGAAGGACCUAUGAAGUUUGAGAAAGACUUUGACUUUGAAAGCGCCAACGCUCAGUUUAACAAAGACGACAUUGACAAAGAGUUCCAGAGUAAACUCCGACUGAAAGAUGAACCCAUUGAAGAUAAGGGCGAUUCAGGUGUGGAGACUCAGAACAGUGAAGGAAACGCUGAGGAGGAAGAUCCUCUCCGACAAAACUGCUACUACGACAAAUCCAAAUCCUUCUUUGACAACAUCUCCUGUGAUGACACAAGAAAGACAGGACCAGGUUUCUUCAGAAGGCAGACCUGGGCGGAGGAGCGGCGGAUGAACUCCGAGACGUUCGGGAUCCCGUUACGACGAGGUCGCGGGGGCUACAGAGGGCGCGGAGGGAUGGGAUUCAGAGGAGGCCGGGGCCGCGGAGGCAGUAGGGGGUCGUUUGGAUCUUACGGUGGCGGGAGCGGGUACAGAGGAGGAUACAGAGGAAGUCAAGGAGGAAGAGAAUUUGCCGAUUUUGAAUACAGGAAGGAUAACAAAGUAGCUGCGUAGUGAUCACAGGAGGAGGAUUCAGAAGACCUGGUUUAUUUUGGGAAAGUACAUUAUGGCUUGCACGUUUUGAUGAUAAUGUAUGUGUUAUAAAUCUGUCACCAGCACUGGGGUUUGACUGCUUGAAACCUAGAUCUAAACGCAACAUCUCUCUUAAGGAGAGGAACAAAGGCAAUUUUUUAAAUUGUUUAAUUUUGAAGAUUAUAUUUCCUGGUUAUGAUUUCUAAGCUUUUUCUUAUGCUUAUCCUGUAUGUUAGCUGUAAGGUGCAGUGUAUAUAUAUGCUGUUAUUUUGAUUACAGAAUGAACUUUGGGAUUUAUUGAUCUUGCAGUGUAUCAAAAGGCUACUUUAAUAUCAGUUCAACCUUUUUACAGUACCAUAUUUUUCUAUGUAGUUUAAUUUUUCAGAUUCCCAAGUAGUGAUUCAGUUUUUCCUCCCAACUAUUUUGGUACAUAAAUGUUAAAUAUCUUGUGAACUCCUCUGCCGAGGUCCGAAGUUAAAUGAUUGGAGGCAAGUAUCAGUAUUGAUAAAAUGUUACUUUUAAUGAGAAUGAAAAAAAAAGAAAAAAUAAAUAAAUAAAUGCUAUGCUGUACAUUUUGAGGGAAAUCUUAUUUUUUAAGUACAGAAUAGCACAAUAGAAAUAUAAGGGUCCCACCUAUGCAAAGUGCCCUCAGUGCUAGGUUUAUAUAUUAUAUGAAUUUUGAGUUUAUGAGGUACACUUUGAUAUAUGUAGCACUUUGUAGCAGACGUUUGCUGAUGAGCAAAUGCCUUAAAUUAACUAAAACAAUAAUGCUACUUGGUGUAACUAUGAAAAUGUUUGCUGCAGUUACUUUCUUAUUGGAUUGUCACAUUUGAGCUUUUACUACUUCUGUCAUGGGAAAUGUAAGCGUACAUUCGUUGAUUCACAUUAAAGUAUUCACAGCGAGUCUAGAGCUAGCGGGGAUCUUGCAUCUGCGUCACCAGUGAAUGGUGUCUUUCUGCCCUUGUAUUUUUAAUGUGAAAGACAGAAUGUGUUGUGGAUUAUAAAACAGACGGCUGAUCACUUUAGUUUAUCCAUCUCGUCCACUGCUGUUUAUAUGAUCUUUAGUUUCAGUUGUAGAUCGUCUAUCUAAAGGCAUGCAAUCACUGACUGGACUAGCAUGAUGUCAUGAGACCUGAUGUGUGCAUUGUGAUGUCAUCAAAGCACCACUUUCACUCUUGCUACUGAUUGGGUAUUUUAUUUUGUGAAAUCUGAUAUUUUGCUUUAUUUUCAUGCAUGUGGGGUCUUGCAGUGGAGGAUGUUGGUAUAUAAUAACAUGCAUUUGAUUUAACGGGUUGUGAAACAUCUUUCAGCUAGGUUUAAUUUUUUUUUUUUUUUGGGGGGGGGGGUUUGUGCAUUUGGUAAAGUUGAAAAGUUUUUGACUGACCAGUUUGUCGUCUUGUCUAUCCAUUUUAGAUCUGGCUGUCUUGAGUUGUUGGCAAUUGGCAUCACGACUCGAUGCAUUUUGUCUUGUUAAAUAUUUUGAUAACUGUUGGCAUAUUUGUGUAAAGUUGAUAAUACAAUAAACUUUGGUUUAAAAAUAUAGAGCAUUUUAUAGUGCUUGAUAAGAGCUUGAGAUCAUUUUAAAUUUUGCAUCUUUUCUGAAAUAACUUGUGCUGUUAAGCUUUUAAGAUUUAAUGAUAUUUUGUGCACCAUUUGCCAUGUUAAAAUCUGACUCGAUUUAGUCUUUGUUUAAAGACACUUGAUAUGAAUUGGGAGUUGAAAAGUGGGACACAUGUCCGUUGUGUGCUAAAAAAUAUACUGGUCAACAUUUGAAGUGGAUCAAAACAUUUCAUAAAAUUUUGAACAAUACUCGUUCUUAUCAACUUUGAACAGUUUUGAUCCACUUUAAAUGUUGACUAGUGUAGUUAUGAACACAUGCAGGGAUGUUUUCAGACCAAACGUCCCAGCUAGUAGUAUUGCUACUAUUAUUUCAAUAUCUGAAUUUCAAAGGUUUGUCCAUUUGUUCGAUACCCUAAUAUGUAUGCGGCUCUUUUCAGAAAUGUUAAUGCAGUGCUUGUGGGGCAGAUACUGUUUGGGUAAAGUCUUGUAGGAUCAUCAACACAAUCUUCCCAUCAGGGUUGACAUAAACAUGUUUCUUUUGAAUCCCAGCAUGGUAUCUGUUCACAACUACAUGUAAAGAGUUUUUUACAAAGUGCAAGAAUAAACCGUUUACUGUU